GAUGUCACCGAUGAAUUAACGUCUAAUGUUGACAUCAAAUGGCGGUUGUCUGUGAGUCCGGUCGGAAGCAUUAGGUGUAACUAUAACAAUUAAAAUUGUUUUUUAUUUGGGGCUUGAAGACAUCGGUAUGGGUGCGCCGACUAAACUUACUGUUACUGGUAUUAUAUUUUUACUUAUAGGAGUACUUGUAGGAUGGUUCGUUUUCCCAAGUAUGAUACACGAUAAACUUUUAAAGAGCAAAGCAUUAAAUCCAAGUUCUAAAAUGCGUGAAAUGUGGUCUCAUCCUCCAUUAGCUGCUGACUUUAAAAUUUACUUGUUUAAUGUCACUAACUAUGAAGAGGCAAAUCAAGGUGGAAAAAUUGUUUUAAAAGAGAUAGGACCAUAUUUCUACCAUGAGUGGAAAGAAAAAGAAAAUUUAGUAGAUGACGCAGAUGAUGAUACAGUUGAGUUUAGUUUUAAAAACACAUUUAUAUUUGAUCGUGAAAAGUCAAAACCUUUAAAUGGUGAAGAAAUUAUCAUAAUGCCUCAUAUGGCAAUAUUGGGAAUGGUAACAAUGACUAAAAUGAUUAAACCAGCAGCUUUAGGUAUGAUUAACAAAGCUAUUCCGUUUUUAUAUCCAGAACAAGAUAGUAUAUUUUUAAAAGCAACUGCCAAUCAAAUUAUGUGGACUGGAGUAGAUAUUAACUGUACAUCUACUGAGUUUUCAGCCACCGCUGUUUGUUCACAAAUUAGAGAAAAUUCUGAAAAUUUACACAAAGUGGAUAAUAAUCAUUUUAUGUUUUCAUUACUUGGAGUGAAAAAUGGAACUAUCGAACGCAAUCGUUAUACUGUAAAACGUGGUUACAAAUCUCCAACUGAAGUGGGACAAGUGAUACGAUUUAAUGGCAAAGAAAAGCUUAAUGUUUGGCCAGACGAAGAAUGUAAUCGGAUAUCUGGUAGUGAUACCACAAUAUUCCAAUCGUUGGUUACACGAGAGACUAACUUAGGAGCUUUUAGUGGUGAUGUUUGCAGAUCAGUUGUACCCGAUUAUGUGCAAGAUAAUAUGUAUAAUGGCCUAAAUGUUUACGAGUAUACAGCUGAAAUAAUAAAAGACCAUGAGAAAUGUUAUUGUUUGAACCCGGAAAAGUGUUUAAAAAGUGGAGUUUUAGAUCUUACAAAAUGUGCAGGUGCUCCCAUAAUGGGUAGUCUUCCACACUUUUAUAAAGCUGAAGCUUACGUUAAUGAUGUUAUUGGGCUAAACCCUAACACAAAAGAGCACGCAAUAAAAAUAUUUGUUGAGCCGAUGACCGGCACUCCAGUUGUCGGUUUUCGAAGAAUGCAGUUCAGUAUGUUUUUGACAAAAGAGUCGAAGAUAUCUAUAAUGAAAAAUCUUAGCGAAGAAGAAAGACUGGUGCCAAUGUUUUGGAUCGAAGAAGGACUUUCUUUAAAUAAAACAUGGACAGGACAGAUUAAAAACAAAUUGUUUUUGCCAAUAAAAAUUGUCAAAUACGUUAAAUAUGUUAUUGUAUUUAUCGGAGUUAUGUUUAUUGUUUUAGCUUUAGUCGUUAACUAUAAUAGCGUAAAAACAAUGGAAGUUACCCCAAAUAAUUAAAAUUCACCAGAAGAAAUAAUGAUCUGGAAGAGGUUAGGUGAUAUAAAACACUGUAAUGCAAUUCGCAUAAGUUAAAAUGUUUUAUACAUUUAAGAAAAUAUUACAAUACAUAAUUAUUAUUUCACAUUGUAAAUAUAUUGUAAUACAUUUAUAGUUUUACAAUAAACCUGUAGAAAACUUGAAUUUUAUAUGCAUAUGUUUUAUUUUUAAAGAAAAUAUUAAUUGUUAACUAUUUCAUUUUACCUGUCAAAUAUUUAAUAAUAAUAAUAAGUCACCUAUUAUUUUUUGCAAUUCUUUUAUUUCCAAAUAUAUAUAUGAUUGAAAAUUGUCUAGUCAAAUCACAUAGAAAAAUGUAUAUUGUGUCACGUACAUCCGAAAAACUAACGUGAUACAAUGUACAGAAAACCAAAAGUACAGUUUUACAAGGUCAUUAAAAUAUUUAAUGGACACAUGUGAGGUGAUUUGAUAUAUUAAAAGUUUAUAUCCUCGC
Messenger RNA from Daktulosphaira vitifoliae (grape phylloxera), 2081 nucleotides. Its product is annotated as sensory neuron membrane protein 1-like. The record is from RefSeq and is a predicted model, not a curated record. Gene Ontology annotation, cellular component: cytoplasm; membrane. Gene Ontology annotation, molecular function: scavenger receptor activity. Lineage: Eukaryota; Metazoa; Arthropoda; Insecta; Hemiptera; Phylloxeridae. The coding region runs from base 128 to 1591 and encodes 487 amino acids. The transcript has 9 exons.